AUAAUAAUACACCUAAUAAUAAUCAAAUUAUUGAAGAAGAUGAGGAAGAAGAAGAAGAAAUCAAACCUUUAAAUAUUCAUCAUAAAUAUGCUUCACCCUAUGAUAAUACAUUAAGUAGUGUAAAGAAUUCAACUAUAUCAAUACAAACAUUUGAAACCGCCAAAAGUCUGCAUUCAGAAGAUAAUAAGAAUUAUUUUAAUUCAAAUACAAAUACAAGUUCAAGUUCCAGUACAAGUUCAAAUAAUUUACAUCAUCAAAAUACAAGAUCUAUUUCUACUAUAGAAGAAUCAGGCUAUAGUACGGAUGAUACUCCUGUAUUAGGACAACCGGCUACAUUUCAAAACAUUACCCAAAUUAAAGCUUCACCCCAAUUAAAAAUCAUUGAAAACACAAUGGAUUCACUGGAGAAUCAAGACGAUACUUUAAUAGAAUCUUCGUCUUUUCAAAAAGAGGCUCAGUCAACCACCAUUAUUCGUUCAUCUAAUUCGGAAACUAUGGUACCAAAAAUAGAUUUUGUGCCACAAAAAAUUUUCAACACUAAUAGCCAUACUUUGCUGUCAAAGAAUGUCAACAAAAGUCAACUGACAUCAUCAAAAUACCCUAAUGGGAAUUAUAUACGAGAUAAUUUAAUUGGGGAAUCUAAAGAGGAUAAAGAAAAUCAUAAUAUUUUUUAUAAUUAUCAACAAUCCCAUCAUAUUUCUAAUCGAGAUUCUUUAGUGUCUAAACAAAACUCUAAUUAUUUAUCCGGUCCAUCCUAUACUUCAUCUGCAAAACCUUCUCAAACUUCUUCAAUUCUUUCUUCUCCUCCACUCACAAAUUCUACUAGUACAUCUCGAAAAAGUUCAGGUUCAAAAUCAUCUCAAAAAUCCCAUCAAUCAUCUUCAACAGUUGCUCCAUUAUCCAAACCAUUUUUGCAUCCACUGAAAAAUACCGGUACUAUGUCAACUACCACCACCACCACCACCACAACCAGCACCACCACCACAACCACCCCAACUACAUUAAUACCUCCACCUCCUAUAAGAGUUCAUCAAUCGCCUAAAUCUUUAUUACUUGACUUUUCCGAUACUUCUGAUGUUCAACAAGAAUCUCAUCACUCAAUCCAUAUUCCUGGAACUCCUGGAACUCCUGGAACUCCAAGAAAAUCUCCUCAUCUCCGUUCACAGUCAUCAUUUUCAACAUUUAAUAAGUUUGAUCAAUCUCCUGGUACUUCAAAACUUCCUAAUCAUAAAAGAAGUAGUACUAUGAGUGAUUUAACUAAGAUUUCUCAACAAACUGUACCUCAAGCCGAUAAUUCGGAAAAGAGAAACAGUAAAUUCAGUUUCAAAUCUUUAUUUAAAUCCAAAUCUAAAAGUCAUUCAUUAAAUGCCGACUCUGGAAAUGAACCAGCUCCUAAGAAAUUAAGUUCAAAAUCUUAUUCUACUUCUAAUUUGGAUACUUUAACCAAAAAGACUAAUACCAAUACCAAUACCAAUACUAAUACCAAUACUAAACAAGAUAAUAAACAAGAUAAAUCUAAUGUUAAGUCCAGUAAUGAUGUUCCAAAGAAAUUAGUAAGACAUGAUAGUUCUAGUUUAUUAAAUGUAUUCAAAAAGAAUAAAUCUUUGGAGAAUUUAAGUAAGUUUAGUAAUACUAAUACUAAUGAUUCCAAACCAAAACCAAAACCAAAAGAUAAUAAAAUUAAAUCCAUAAAUGAUAAACCAGUUGGAUCAGGUUUAAGUCCUGAUCCAGAAGCACAUUUAACUAGACAAAUGUUUAAUAUUCCUCCUCCCCCUAAAGUUGGAGGUAAUUUAAUAAGAGAAGUUAGUGAUGAUGAUUUUCCCAAUAAUUUUAUUAAUAAUAAUAAUAAUAAUAAUAAUAAUAAUAAUAAUAAUAAUAAUAAUAAUAAUAAUAAUAAUAAUAAUAUUAUUAAUAUUAAUAAAAAGAAUACUCCACUUAAACAUGAAGAAUCUCUUGAACAAGAUAAUGAAGAAGAAACUGAUAGUGAUUUUAUUAAUGAUGUACCAUAUGAAUCUUCAACUUUAUAUGAUCCACCUAAACGAGUAAGUCAUCCAAAAUAUGGUGAAGAAAUGACAUUAAUAUCAAAUGAUUUAAUAUUUGGAUCUCCAUUUCAAGUAAAAUAUACUGGAGCUCCUAAUUCAGUAUCUCCAAUAAAGAGAGGUGUCAUAACUUCUAAUGAUUUACAAGUUCCCAAAUCUAGUAAUGAAUUAUCUCAUAUUAUUGGAACUCCAACCCCAAUUAAUGAUAAUGAUAAUGAAGAAGGGGUAAAUAACAAAUUAGUAGGAGAAGCUUUAUUCCCUAAAUCAUUAAAUUACCAAGAAAUUGAAAGUAUUGUUUCUUUAGAAAGAUCAAGAUCCAUGAGAUCUAUAAAAUCAAAGAGAAAUUCAUUCAUUGGAUAUGAUGGUAGUGAUGAAAAUAUCAUUCAUUAUAAUGGUCCAUCGGCAUCACCUGGUGGUGGAGUUUCAAGAUCUAAUAGUAUAUUAAAGAAUUCAUCAUCAAGAAGAAAUAUUAAUGAAGAAUUAUCAGGAAACAAUUAUAUUGAUACUAAUCUUAUUGAUUUGAAUUCUCCAUUACCUAACGCUGAGAUUCCAAUUAGACAAGAUUCAUUACCGGGUCAACCUCCUUCCCAAGUUCCUUAUGAUGAAACUGGGGAUAAUAAUUUUUCAGAUUUAAUUGAAUUUACUGAUUUCAUAGAUAUUGAUAAUUUAAGUUUUUCUAAUUCUCCUCAACAAUUAUUGGAAAGAUCUCCUCGUCGGACUUUACCACCUUCACCAUUAAAAAGACCUGAAAUCGUCGUUCUGACUGAUGAUGAAGUCUCUCCACCUCCUAUGAUUGAAGAUGCUGUAAGUAAUAAGGUAUCUCCUGUCAUUGUUGUUCAAGAAAAGGAUCAUCCACAAGAAGUAAACCAACAAGUUGCACCAAUUAUAACAGUGGAAUCUUCUAUGGUAACACCUCCAGCAAGUCAAGAAGCCCAUCCUGAAGACAAUCAAGAAAGAAUUGUUAUAUCUCUGUCUUCAUCUCCAGAAGAAAUCACCAAGGCAGAGUUUCAAAAACUGACAUCAAUUCAAAACUUGCAAAAUACUCAACCACAACCACAAUAUUAUAGUGGUAAUCCAUUAACUCCAAAUUUACAAGGAAUUGAAACCAAAAACUUUCCUCAAUCUCCUGAAUCUAUUACCAGUAUGAUUGAUAAACAAUCACCUAUUUUGGAGAAGGCUUUACAACAAAAUAGACCUAUAGUUGAUUCCAAUGGUCGAGAUAUGUUUAGUAAUCGUCCAAUUUCUAUGUCAUUUACUGGAUUAAAGGGUCCUAUUUUUGGAGGUAAAUUAACUCCUCAUGAUAUUCGAGUUAGUGAAUCUCAUCAAUCAUUUAGUAUAUCAUUUGAUGAUGAUUCAAGUAAUAGUGGUCCAGGAGUUGGGGGAGGUUUUGGAACUGAUAAUGAAGAAGAAGAAGAAGAUGAUGAUGACUUUGAUAGUGAAUCUUUUGAUUAUGAUGGAAUUAAUGAUAAUGAUAUUGGAUCAGAUUAUCAUCGAGAUAUUAAUAAAGAAAAUGUCUAUUCACCUCCAGCACCAAUAUCUAAAAUAUCUCGAAGAUUUGGAUCAGAAUCUAAUAAUUAUUCACCUCCAGGAUUUGUUCCACCACCUAAAUUUAGUCAUAAUAAAAUUCCAUCAAUUUCUGAUAAUUCAUCAUUAAAUUCAUCUCCUAGAUCAUUUAGUUCAAUAAUUAAUAAAAAAUGGGGUAAAAAAUCUAAUAGUCCUCAACCAUAUCAAAGUCCAAAAUUUAUUAAAUCUGGUGGUAGUGUUAGAUUUAGUUCAAGAAUCAUACUUUAUGAUACUUAUGAUGGUGAUGAAUAUGAUAGACAUCCUGAUACUGCUACAUGUAAUCAAUUAACUCCAUUGUUGGCUCAACAAAUCAGAGAAGAAUUGAAUAACUUCAAGAGUCAAAUGGAUAUUCAUAUUGACUCCCGAUGUAAUACUCAUUUCUUUUAGUAAUUGCAUUUAAGAAUUUAAUAAUUGAAUAAUUGAUUAAUUUAAGAAUUUAAUAAUUUAAUUACUUCUGCUUCAUUUAUAUUUACUUCAUCUUAUGUACAUUAUUGCAUUUAAUUCUGUAUAGUUUAAUCCACAUUUUAGCAUGUUCCAUUUUUUCUUGACUAUGUUGCGAAAUUUAUGUGAAAGUACACUGCUCCAAUUAAUAUGGGCACGCAUCAGCUAAGUAUUCCUAAGUAUUCCUAAGAAUCCCUUUAUAGAGAUAAUGGUAUAUGAGAAUGGUAUAUGAGAAUGAAAGACAAGACAAUGUCACGUAAGAGAACGACACACAAGACAAUAUAUAGAAUGAAUACAUAUAUCUUAUAUAGCUCGAGUUCUUUAACAUUAUCAUUACUUAUUGUUACUCCUACAUAAUCAUAAACAGUCAAGCACAAGUAAUUCUAUUA
This is a messenger RNA of Scheffersomyces amazonensis, 4432 nucleotides long. RefSeq names its product Bni4p (gene BNI4). The record is from RefSeq and is a predicted model, not a curated record. Lineage: Eukaryota; Fungi; Ascomycota; Pichiomycetes; Serinales; Debaryomycetaceae. Gene Ontology annotation, molecular function: actin binding. The transcript has a single exon. Bases 393 to 3989 code for a protein of 1198 amino acids. Gene Ontology annotation, biological process: actin cytoskeleton organization.